Molecule: messenger RNA, 1497 nt
Organism: Diaporthe citri
Lineage: Eukaryota; Fungi; Ascomycota; Sordariomycetes; Diaporthales; Diaporthaceae
Exons: 3
Coding region: 1-1497 (498 amino acids)
Biological process (GO): purine nucleotide biosynthetic process; 5-phosphoribose 1-diphosphate biosynthetic process; ribonucleoside monophosphate biosynthetic process
Cellular component (GO): cytoplasm; ribose phosphate diphosphokinase complex
Molecular function (GO): ribose phosphate diphosphokinase activity; magnesium ion binding
Source: RefSeq, a predicted model, not a curated record
AUGCGUAACACUCUGAUCUUCGCGGGCUCAUCGUGCCCGGUUCUCACAAGCAAGAUAUGUGAGAGCCUGGGCAUGCCUCCUGCAGAGGCGGAGCUCUCGCAGUUCUCUAAUGGCGAGACAAGCGUCAAGAUUCUCAACAGUGUCCGAGAGAAGGAUGUCUUCAUCAUCCAGUCCGGCAGUCCCACCAUCAAUGACACAAUCAUGGAGCUGCUCAUCAUGAUCUCGGCCUGCAAAGGCGGCUCUGCCACCAAGAUAACCGCCGUGCUGCCCUACUUCCCAUACAGCCGACAGUCAAAGAAGAAGUCGCACAGGGGUGCCAUCACCGCCAGAAUGCUCUCCAACCUUCUCGGCGUUGCUGGCGUCAAACACGUCAUUACGGUCGAUCUGCAUGCCUCGCAGAUGCAGGGUUUCUUCAAGUGUCCUGUUGAUAACCUCCAUGCCGAGCCGCUCAUCGCCCGCUGGAUCCGUCAUAACGUGCCCAACUGGAAGGAAGCUGUCGUCGUUUCGAAGAAUGCCGGCGGUACAAAACGAGUGACGUCCCUCGCCGAUGCGUUGAAGCUGAACUUCGGCAUGGUCACAACCGACCGGAAGAGAGGCGGUACCGGCAUGACACACAGCAUGAUCUUGAAUCAGCUCGAGGGUCUCGAACCAUUGGAGCCGGCAGCAAUCCGGAUCGCGAGAAACAGCUUUGCCGAGCCGCGGACGCCGACACCGCAGGCCGCCCGGGUGCGCCGCAGCCGCCUUCAAGCGGCCAACGAGGAAUCUUCACAGCGCGCCAACGGUUUGCAAGUGCUUACCAACGGCCAAGCGGGAGAUGCAAGUCCCUCGUCCUCGUCCGUUGCUGUUGAGGACCACGUCGAUGUGCCCACCGAGGCGCAGACUGAGGGCCACGAUUAUAAUGAUCAACGAGCCCGAGAAGUCACCCACGGACGUCUCGUGCAGGGCCACAUCGUGCCUGAUGACUUCCCAUCUCCAGCUACUUCGGCUGCGGAUACUACCAUCCCUGAUGAGGACCCCAUGGCUCAGUCUCAAGCAUCAUCCUACUUCUCACCGGAUGGGCACGCGCUAGGCGGCUCUGGCGACGCAGAAGCGAGCUCAGACGAAGAGGAAGACAAGCUCAAGGACCCAAAGAUUGAACACAUGAUCACGCUCGUCGGCGACGUGCGGAAUCGUACAGUGCUCAUCAUCGACGAUAUGAUUGACAAAUCUGGAUCAUGGAUCGCUGCCGCCGAGACCGUCGUGAAGCGGGGCUUCGCCAAGAAGGUUUACUGCAUUGCGACUCAUGGCGUCUUCGGCGGUGAUGCCCUCCAGCAAAUGCAAAAGUGCGAGUGCAUUGAUGCCAUUGUCGUCACCAACAGCUACCCCAUUAAUGAGGAGGCGGCCAGGAAUGCGCCGAAGCUUACCGUGCUCGACCUCUCUUUCCUCCUGGCUGAGGCCAUCCGGCGCAAUCACUACGGUGAAUCUAUCAGCCCACUGUUCCAACACAUACAGGACUAG